AUGACAUAUACUUCAUUCCUCAAUCUCUCGCAAACCAAACGGCUCAUCGCGCUGUUGAACUCACCGAUUUUAAUCAGUAGUCAGUGUUCAUUACCGACAUUAACCGUCGUUCCAUCGUUGUUUCUUAUCCGAUUAAAAUGUGAACUUAAACAACAAGGUUUAGUCAUUGAAGACAUGCGAUUAAGUGGCGGUGCUGCUUCAUUUGUUCUCGAUCCGACAGGUGAUUUAGCAUUUCGUGAUUUAGACUUUCUAAUCUUUGUAAAUGAUGUCAGAUCGGAAGUGAAUUGGUCUCGUAUAAAACAAGCUGUGUUCACUUCCUUACCUUUAUCGAUGAAAGAUAAUCAGUGUUUAUCAACGGAAAUUUACGCCGAUAAAAUGAUACGCAUUUUGAAUGAUCACGACCAAUGGGGUUUAAUUUCCUUACGGAAUGUUGACGGUCGAAAUUUGGAAUUAAAAUUUGUUGAACACAUGAAAAGACAAUAUCAAUUUUCUGUUGAUUCAUUUCAAAUCUUACUUGAACCUUUACUGAAUUAUUUCUAUUUCACGAAAAACUUCGAUUCGUAUCCACCUAUCCUCGUUCUUUCGAGUUACGGCAACUUCUUCGAAGCAUUACAACAUUUGCAUUAUCGUCUAAUCGCAGUGAAAUCACCAGAAGAAAUCCGCGGUGGUGGUCUUUUGAAAUAUUGCGAUCUCAUCGCGCGAGGUUUUCGACCAACCAAUCCCAAUCAGAUGACCGAUUUACAACGUUAUAUGUGCUCAAGAUUCUUUAUUGAUUUUAGAGAUUCAUUAGCACAAGAACAAGUCUUAUUUAAAUAUGUCAACAGCCAUUUCGGAAUAGAUUACGAUGUUCGAUAUCGAUUCUUGCGGUGCUUGUAUGAGGUAAUCUCCACCGAUAGUGUCUGGUUAAGUGCAUACGAAAGACUUGCAUUUCUAAAAACGAUCUCGACCAUGAGCUCAUCGAUUAUGCCAUUAAAACUCGCCAAUCAUCUAGUGAAAUCAUUCUCAUCAACGGGCUAUGUUUGUUCGUCAAAGAAAGUCACACAACUACAGAAAUCAUUACCACUAAGUUCGACAGUGCAAGAUCAGUUAAUACCAUCGGUGCCCUCGUCGAAUACUUUAAUUAAGUCUUCAUCAGAUAAAUCAACAAAUGUUGUUCUGGUCUCCUCGUCACCGAUGACAUCGUUAUCAUUCGAACAAAUAGAUGUGUUUGUUCAAAUUGUCAACAGUCUCCGCACUGAACUCUUUCCUAAAUUGAACAAUUUCUUGUCGUCGAUGUAG
Molecule: messenger RNA, 1278 nt
Organism: Adineta ricciae
Lineage: Eukaryota; Metazoa; Rotifera; Eurotatoria; Adinetida; Adinetidae
Source: the annotation of a GenBank genome assembly